CUCCCCCACGUGGUCUCCUUCUCAAGCAGCCUCGCCGGGACGGCCUCCCAAUCGCGACCUUUUGUCUUCUCUUAUAGCACACCGGUGGUGCGCGGGAAUAGGUGUGCAUGCCCCGGCCUGGGCCUUUUUCUGUUAACCCACGGCAUCACCUUAGCAAGGGUGCUGUCCUUUUCAGUCCAUUCCCUGAAGCGCAGAACCAGAGGCCUUAUGAGAACCCGGCUUUUUGUCCCAGUCCUGUCCUCAGAACUCAAGGAGGCAUCAAGGGGGGAGUCAUUUACCUCUCCGGUCUCAGGUGUCUCUCACAGUACACUCCUGAUCAUGUAGUUGGACCUGGAGCAGACAUUGAUCCCACUCAAAUAACCUUUCCCGGAUGCAUUUGUGUCAAAACUCCCUGCCUCCCUGGCACUUGCUCCUGUCUCCGCCAUGGAGAGAACUAUGAUGAUAACUCAUGCCUUAGAGAUAUAGGAUCUGGAGGAAAGUAUGCAGAGCCUGUUUUUGAAUGCAAUGUCCUGUGCCGAUGCAGUGACCACUGCAGAAACAGAGUGGUCCAGAAAGGUCUGCAGUUCCACUUCCAAGUGUUCAAGACGCAUAAAAAAGGCUGGGGACUUCGUACCUUGGAAUUUAUACCAAAAGGAAGGUUUGUCUGUGAAUAUGCUGGUGAGGUUUUAGGAUUCUCUGAAGUUCAGAGAAGAAUUCACUUACAAACAAAAUCUGACUCUAACUACAUUAUAGCCAUCAGGGAACAUGUUUAUACUGGGCAGGUAAUGGAAACAUUUGUUGACCCUACUUAUAUAGGAAAUAUUGGAAGAUUCCUUAAUCAUUCUUGUGAGCCAAACCUUUUGAUGAUUCCUGUCCGAAUUGACUCAAUGGUACCUAAGUUGGCACUUUUUGCAGCCAAAGAUAUUGUGCCAGAAGAAGAACUCUCUUAUGAUUAUUCAGGAAGAUAUCUUAAUCUAACAGGCAGUGAAGACAAAGAAAGGCUAGAUAAUGGGAAACUAAGAAAACCUUGUUACUGUGGUGCCAAAUCAUGUACUGCUUUCCUGCCUUUUGACGGUUCUCUGUACUGCCCCUUAGAAAAGUCGAACAUCAGUUGUGGAAAUGAGAAGGAACCCAGCAUGUGUGGCUCAGCCCCUUCUGUGUUCCCCUCCUGCAAGCGAUUGACCCUUGAGACUAUGAAAAUGAUGUUAGACAAAAAGCAAAUUCGAGCAAUUUUUUUAUUCGAGUUCAAAAUGGGUCGUAAAGCAGCAGAGACAACUCGCAACAUCAACAACGCAUUUGGCCCAGGAACUGCUAACGAACGUACGGUGCAGUGGUGGUUCAAGAAGUUUUGCAAAGGAGAUGAGAGCCUUGAAGAUGAGGAGCGUAGUGGCCGGCCAUCAGAAGUUGACAACGACCAACUGAGAGCAAUCAUCGAAGCUGAUCCUCUUACAACUACAAGAGAAGUUGCCGAAGAACUUAAUGUCAACCAUUCUACAGUCGUUCGGCAUUUGAAGCAAAUUGGAAAGGUGAAAAAGCUCGAUAAGUGGGUGCCUCAUGAGCUGACUGAAAAUCAAAAAAAUCGUCGUUUUGAAGUGUCAUCUUCUCUUAUUCUACGCAACCACAACGAACCAUUUCUCGAUCGGAUUGUGACGUGCGAUGAAAAGUGGAUUUUAUAUGACAACCGGCGACGAUCAGCUCAGUGGUUGGAUCAAGAAGCAGCUCCAAAGCACUUCUCAAAGCCAAUCUUGCACCCAAAAAAGAUCAUGGUCACUAUUUGGUGGUCUGCUGCUGGUGUGAUCCACUACAGCUUUCUGAAUCCCGGUGAAACCAUUACAUCUGAGAAGUAUGCUCAGGAAAUCGAUGAGAUGCACCAAAAACUGCAACACCUGCAGCUGGCAUUGGUCAACAGAAAGGGCCCAAUUCUUCUCCACGACAAUGCCCGACCGCAUGUUGCACAACCCACACUUCAAAAGUUGAAUGAAUUGGGCUAUGAAGUUUUGCCUCAUCCACCGUAUUCACCUGACCUCUUGCCAACCAACUACCACAUCUUCAAGCAUCUCAACAACUUUUUGCAGGGAAAACGCUUCCACAACCAGCAGGAUGCAGAAAAUGCUUUCCAAGAGUUUGUCAAAUCCCGAAGCACGGAUUUUUACGCUACAGGAAUAAACCAACUUAUUUCUCGUUGGCAAAAAUGUGUUGAUUGUAAUGGUGCCUAUUUUGAUUAAUAAAAAUGUGUUGAGCCUAGUUAUAAUGA
This is a messenger RNA of Macaca mulatta (Rhesus monkey), 2233 nucleotides long. It is a transcript of the gene SETMAR, whose product is annotated as SET domain and mariner transposase fusion gene. The record is from RefSeq and is a predicted model, not a curated record. Gene Ontology annotation, cellular component: condensed chromosome; nucleus; site of double-strand break. Gene Ontology annotation, molecular function: zinc ion binding; single-stranded DNA binding; single-stranded DNA endonuclease activity. NCBI's taxonomy places the organism in Eukaryota, Metazoa, Chordata, Mammalia, Primates, Cercopithecidae. Gene Ontology annotation, biological process: DNA integration; mitotic DNA integrity checkpoint signaling; replication fork processing.